AUGUCAAACUUGAGCAGAAAGUUGCUGAUUUGUAUCUAUUUGCCUCUGGGAUAUUUUGAUUUGAAAAUUCAAGAUAAAACUGUUUCUUAUAUCGCAAAAGAAGCACAAAACCGGGUGAAUGCCACUUUUCUAAACGAAGAGUACAAUGUGACUUUGCCCAAAGAGGAGAAUACGGGUACACUGAAUUGGAGUCCGGCACAGCAAUCCUGGCUUUUCUCUGCCUCCUCGUAUGGCUCACUUGUGGCCACGAUUUUGGCUGGAUAUGUGUCAGAUCGGUUUAGGCCGAAGAUUGUGAUUACGUUGGCCGUUCUCGGAAUGUCAAUUAUGACAAGUCUAGCUCCUCUUCUUGCCGGUAUUCACUAUUGGGCUUUCUUCUUUGGGAGAACGAUUCAAGGAAUCUCUGGAGGUUUUCUCUUUCCGGCUGGGUGUGCUCUGGCAAGUCGAUGGUUUCCGAUGAAUGAGAAGUCAACUUUGGCAGCGAUUUAUGGAAGUGGUAGUGGGCUAGGCGGUUCUCUUGUUCCGAUGGUUGUCGCUUUCCUCUGCACUUCCUCCAUGGGCUGGUCUGCUGUUUUUUACCCUUUUGGCGUUGCUGGUUUUGUUUAUGUAGGCAUUUGGGUCUUUUUCGUUUCCAACAAUCCAUCAAAUAAUUAUUUCACAAGUGACAAGGAGAAGGAGUUUCUGGCGAAAGAGAUAGAUUUCACUGGAAACCACGAUCGGAAACAUCUUGAUGAGGGAGCCACAAAUUUCCCAUGGCUUCGUCUCUUCCUUUCUCCCGUUCUCCUCGCCAACUAUGCUUGUCAAUUCUCUUUCCAAUUCACUCAAACAGUGAUGCAACUAUUCCUCCCAAUGUUUUUCCGAGAUCACUUAGGUUUCUCAAUCAAAGAGAAUGGAUAUUACACAACUCUUCCAUUUGUUCUCAACGUUGUCAUGGGUUUUGUAUGGGGACUUGUAGCUGAUUUUAUGAAGAAUAAGAAGAUUUUAUCUCCGAAGACUUGCGGCAAAGUUUGCCAGACAAUUGAUUGUUUCGGGACAGCUUUUGCAAUGAUGAUGCUCUAUUUCUUGCCAACUGUCGAGACUCCCGGUCGAGCUUUACCAUUUUUGAUUAUUUAUGGACUCUGUUUCCCAGCCGGUGUAGGCGGUUACUUUACCUCUUUGUUAUCGAUUUGUCCUCGAUACUCGGGAACGGUUAUGUCAAUAAAUAGGGGCUGGGGUAUGGCGUCUCAUUUGGGCACUCCGAUGUUGAUGACCUUCUUGAGUCAUUUGGGUUUGUCUUCAAAAUAUUUGAUUCUGUUUGGAUUGGCGUCUUUUCUUCAAGUUUUUGCCGGAGUGCUCUUUUUGAUUUUUGGAGAUUUGGAAAUUCAAGAGUGGGCAAAGCACGUGCCGAGUUCAAACCAAAUCAGUGUGGAAAUUGGUGAAAACGGGGAAACGGUGGAGAAAUCAACGAGA
Mesorhabditis belari is the source of this 1446-nucleotide messenger RNA. Lineage: Eukaryota; Metazoa; Nematoda; Chromadorea; Rhabditida; Rhabditidae. The record is from the annotation of a GenBank genome assembly.